CAAUUUAGACCAUUAACGAACGAUGUGAUUCAAGAUGUGCGUGGGAAUAAUGAUUGACCGAUAUUUACAGUAAUCACUCUCUCUUCGGUAGGGUAGGGCAGGGAAGAUAGAUUAUUGUAUCCUCUAAUAUCACCCCUAUGGUUAGAUAUUGGGAUUAUUAAUCCCAUUUCAAGUACGCAUGCAUCCAAAAUCAUCUACUUUAGAGUGAUUUUUAUCUAUAUUCAGAUAAGAAGCUCUUAACUAGAACGGAAGUCGGGAACAUAUCUACCUCAGCCCUCCCUAGUUACAUCUGCUCUGUUUCCCUUCGAUGCCUGGUUACUAAGUUUGUUGGAGAAACUUUAAAGUUGUGUAGUUUCAGGAAUCAUAUAAUGGAAAUUGGGCAAUAGUCUUCCAAAAGCGCUCUGUUACAUAUUUAAAAGGCGUUAAGUGAUUUAUUAGCACGACUGUAAUACAGUAACGCCAAAACAAGGACAAUAUGCAACACGAUGAGGUGAUUUGGCAAGUCAUUAAUCACGGGUUCUGUUCAUUUAAAGUAAAAACUACGACUCAGAAAUUUUGUAGAAAUGAGAAUAAUGUUACAGGGCUGUGCAGCAAACAGGCUUGCCCAUUGGCAAACAGCCGAUAUGCUACAGUUAGAGAGAAGGAUGAAGUGAGUAAAAUCGACACUAAAGCUGAGCUUAAAGCAGAUGUCUCUCAAUGGAAAAACUACUUUCAUUUGCUUUAUGACUGAAGCACAGAGAACGAGAUACCAUUGUUGCAACACCAGGGUUGUAAUCAAUACCCAGUAACAGAGCUUGGCUAUGUUGUAGUCAAAGAAUAUCGCAAAUUAUUACAUACUAAAACACUGGUGACAAUCAACAAGAAAGUUGAAAGAAGAGAAAAAACAAGGGAGCAUAAGGCUUUGGUUGCUGCACAGCUUGAAAAUGCUAUAGAGAAAGAAUUACUUGAAAGAUUAAAGAAAGGAACAUAUGGAGAUAUUUACAAUAUCCCAAGCACCGCAUUUGACAAUGCCUUAGACAAAGAAGAGAUAGAGGAUGAAGAGGAGGAAGAACUUGAAGAAGAAGAUGAGGAGGAAGAGGAGGAAGAGCCUGAGUUUGUGGCUGAAGAUGAGGUUGAUGUCAGUGAUCUAAGUGAUAUUGAGGACUUCCAAGUUGAAGAAGGUGAACAGGAAACAGAGAGUGAAGUUGAGGAGGAAGAGAUUGAAAAAAUCCCUACAAGACGUGCAGGACGUAAAGCAAGAGUAGAGAUUGAAUAUGAAGAGGAAAGAGAACCUAAAAGAGCUAAAUUAAAAGCUUAAUUUGUACAGGACUUCAAUUCAGAUAACUUAUUUUUAAUAGGAUCUCAUCAAAGGGAUGUCAGACAAUACACAUUCUUGAUUUAUAUAAAAAAA
Molecule: messenger RNA, 1390 nt
Organism: Pocillopora damicornis (cauliflower coral)
Lineage: Eukaryota; Metazoa; Cnidaria; Anthozoa; Scleractinia; Pocilloporidae
Product: protein MAK16 homolog
Biological process (GO): maturation of 5.8S rRNA; maturation of LSU-rRNA
Cellular component (GO): preribosome, large subunit precursor; nucleolus
Source: RefSeq, a predicted model, not a curated record